This is a messenger RNA of Gambusia affinis (western mosquitofish), 4600 nucleotides long. RefSeq names its product 6-phosphofructo-2-kinase/fructose-2,6-biphosphatase 2b (gene pfkfb2b). Gene Ontology annotation, biological process: fructose metabolic process; fructose 2,6-bisphosphate metabolic process. Bases 326 to 1870 code for a protein of 514 amino acids. The transcript is spliced from 16 exons. NCBI's taxonomy places the organism in Eukaryota, Metazoa, Chordata, Actinopteri, Cyprinodontiformes, Poeciliidae. Gene Ontology annotation, cellular component: cytosol. Gene Ontology annotation, molecular function: fructose-2,6-bisphosphate 2-phosphatase activity; ATP binding; 6-phosphofructo-2-kinase activity. The record is from RefSeq and is a predicted model, not a curated record.
GUGAGGAAAAAAAACUGAAUCUGACGUGGAGGCGCACCUCCUGCUCGGACAGACAGCAGCGCGCUGUGGACGCGCCUCAACACGAAGGACAGGCCAACCGACCAGACUGGCUCCUCCGACCGCACGGUCCGGUUCAGACUGUCGGUCCUGCUGAUCCGGGGAUUUAUCCGCAUUUAAAUCCUGCAGAGGCGGUGCUAUAGUUUAAAAGGAUCCUCGGAUUUGCAAAGCGAUCAGAGAUCAGUUUGGACAACGUCCCCCUGAGAAUGUGCAGAGUUGGGUUUUUUUUUUUUUUUUUCAUUUAGAUAAAAACUGAUUAAGUUUCGACAUGUCCUGCACCCAAAGAGAGACUGGAUCUUCCACAAACUCCACAGAAGACAAAAGAACAGACCUGAGAUGCAACGAGAAGAAAUGUUCAUGGGCUUCUUAUAUGACAAACUCUCCAACAAUGAUCGUGAUGAUCGGCCUGCCUGCAAGAGGAAAGACCUAUAUGUCAAAGAAACUCACACGUUAUCUCAACUGGAUUGGAGUUCCAACUAAAGUGUUUAACUUGGGUGUGUAUCGCAGAGAGGCAGUCAGAGCCUAUAAAUCUUAUGAUUUCUUCCGCCACGACAACGAGGAAGCCAUGAGAAUAAGAAAGCAGUGUGCUCUGGUGGCCCUGCAGGACGUGAGGGUCUACCUAACAGAGGAGGGGGGUCAGAUUGCAGUAUUUGAUGCAACAAACACAACGAGGGAGCGGCGAGAUCUUAUUCAAGCUUUCGUGAAAGAAAAUGGCUUCAAGGUGUUCUUUGUGGAAUCAGUGUGUGAUGACCCAGAUGUCAUUGCUGCCAAUAUUCUGGAAGUUAAAGUCUCCAGUCCAGAUUACCCUGAGAAGCACAGAGAGAGGGUAAUGGAGGAUUUCCUGAAACGGAUUGAGUGCUACAAGGUCACCUAUCAACCAUUAGAUCCUGAUGACUAUGACAAGGAUCUCUCUUUCAUCAAGGUUAUAAAUGUGGGUCAGCGUUUUCUGGUGAACCGAGUGCAGGAUUACAUCCAAAGCAAGAUAGUCUAUUACCUUAUGAACAUCCAUGUCCACUCACACUCCAUUUACCUGUGUCGACACGGAGAGAGCAACCACAAUGUGGAAGGACGCAUCGGAGGAGACUCUGAGCUUUCUCCAAGAGGAAAAAAGUUUGCCCAUGCCCUGCGAGAUUUUAUUGAAGAGUAUGAGCUGUCAGAUUUGAAGGUGUGGACGAGCCAGCUGAGGAGGACCAUCCAGACAGCAGAGGAACUCAGUGUGCCAUAUGAGCAGUGGAAAAUCCUCAACGAGAUUGAUGCUGGUGUGUGUGAGGAGAUGACUUAUCAAAUGAUCCAGGAGACCUUUCCAGAGGAGUUUACUCUGAGAGACCAGGAUAAAUACCAUUACCGCUACCCAGGAGGAGAGUCCUACCAAGAUCUUGUACAGCGCCUUGAGCCUGUCAUCAUGGAGUUGGAGAGACAGGGCAACGUCCUAGUUAUCUGCCACCAGGCGGUGAUGCGCUGUCUCUUGGCUUACUUCCUGGACAAGGGUGCAGAUGAUCUCCCUUACAUGAAAUGUCCACUCCACACAGUGCUUAAGCUAACUCCAGUUGCAUAUGGUUGUAAAGUCGAGAUGUUUUAUCUGAAUGUGGAGGCGGUAAACACACACCGAGACCGGCCACUUGGUAAGGUUCCAAGGGACUCUGCUCUCAUGCAUCGCCGGAAUAGUUACACUCCCUUGUCCAGUUACGACCAGGUGAAGCGGCCCAGGCUCUACAGUGCGGGAAAUCAGCCGUGGCUACCGCUCGCCCCUACCCCUUCGGCUCUGAUGCCAGAGAGACUGCAAAGCCAAGUUAGUGGCAGAGUUACAGGCUGACUCUCUAGACUCGGACAGGAGGCAGUUGUUUGUGAGUAUUUGAGACUUAAUAUCAGUAGCCAACCGUUUACUUUCUUUACCACCCUUCAAUUCAUUGUCUAAUUAUCCAUAUGUGAAUAUAUGUGUAAUAAUUAAGAUUUCUUAUGGUCUCGUUUUAUUUUUAUGGUUUUCCGUUGAUCUGGUUUCUAUUGUUUCCCACUACCAUUGCACAGUGAAAGGUUUUUAUUGCCCCAGCAACAUUAUCUAAAGUACACUAUCAUACAUUGAUUAAUUGAUACUUUUACAUAAGGCUAAUUCAUAAACUAUUAUCUGUGAGACUUAAUGAUGUUGUUUCUUGAGAUUUCUUAAUGUAGUAAAAUAUUGACAAAAAAUAUUUACUGAUUAGAUGCAUACUGUGUAUAAUAGAAAUCAAUAGCUGCUUCGGUAAUGUUCAAGAGUUCACAUGGACACCAGUGUUUUUAUGUUUUGAUUUUAAAAGUGCUCCAGUGGCAUAGAGGGUAGCGCGCCCCACGUUUGGAGGCCUUCGGUCCUCAACGCGGCCGUCGCGGGUUCGAUUCCCGGACCCGACGACAUUUGCCUCAUGUCUUCCCCCCUCUCCUUCCCCCUUUCCUGUCAGCCUACUGUGAAAAAAGGGACACUAGAGCCCACAAAAAGGACCCCCUGGUGGGGGAAGAAAAAAAAAAAGUCGGCUAGAACAAUGGGGUUUUUUUUUUGCCAAACGUAGAAUGAUUAUAUGGCUAUGACAUCAGUCAUUUUAAGAGACUGGAAUUGGAAGCAUAAGAAAACUUCCUGUUUUGCCAUCAGUAAGCUUGUGGGAUUAUUCUGACUGUGUUAUGAUCUUUCUUCUUCACACCAGUGGUGACCAAAAUUGGUUUGUUCCUGGUAUAGACUCUGGCAUGAUUCACAAUUUUUUAACAGAUAGGGUUGGGGAUUGUCUUAUUCAUUGUAAAAUCAGUUUUGAUGAUUGUUUGUGAUCAUUACCAUGUUUGAGCACACUCUUUGUUCAAGUUUUAACCACCUUCUUCAACCUGCCUGUCUUAGAUGAAAGAAACCAGUUGAUGAUGCUGAAGAAAAACUUAGGAACUGUCAAUGUCAAACCUGUCAUUAACUAAAUGUUCAACAUCAGUGAUGCUGCCAGCACCAGAUUUUUUUCAGGGGUUUUAAGAAGGUGCCAAGCGUAAAAAAAAAAAAAAUGAGCUGGCCACAUGACAAGCCAAAUGCCUUCUGGAGAAAAGUUUUAUAGUUAGAUGAGACAGCAAUCAAUAAAGGUGAUGCUUUCAAACCUAGAACUCUGUUCCAAAUGUCAAGUAUGAUGGCAGUAGCAUCAUAAAAGUUUGUUUUGACCUUAUAUUGCUAAUUAUUGUAAUAAUUGAAAAAAGGGAUUAUCAACUAAUUAACUUCACCUCAAAUCAACAGAUAGAUGGUUCAAAGUUGGACUCAACUGGGUGUUUCAAUUGGACACAUCAAAAAUGGGUUUAUGAACCCUACAGAGAGUUUGUGAACUAUGUUUAGAAGUCUGUGCCAAGGAUCCAAUCAUUUCAAAUUAGUUCUAUCAAUAUUGACUAGAACAAUGUUCAAAUAGUUAGACAGAAUGAUUCCACCAGCUGCUUUAUGGUUAUGAAAAAACACGUUUUCCCUUCAGUCAUUAGUAGGGGCAUAAAUUUGUAUGCCUUUUUGACCAUGUAUGGAUUUGAAAUAGUCCGUAGUGGAUAUGAGCUUGUUUAUUAAUUUCUUCAAAAUCUUUAAAGUUAUUAAUUUAGCAAUAUUUCCAUUUUGGAAAAAAAAAGAUUCAGGAUAUUCAUUAAAAUCUCAGCAUAACAUGAGUUUGUGUAAACAGCUGCAUAGAGUUGUACGAGACUAUAGGAUUACAGAGAUUAUUAUUAUUAUUACAUUACUAAUGUAAUAAUAAUUACAUUAAUUAUUAAUAAAUUCAUUUAUGUUGUAUUUGUUAAAGAAACAUUGUUACUUUCUAAAUAAUUAUCUAAAUUUCCAAUUCUACUGGGCCUCUGGAGAGAUUAUCAGUUAUUUCAAACUAUAUUUUAUAUUCUAAAAAAAUUAUUUAUAAAUAUUGGUUACAUCUCUUUUUUUUUUUACCAAGGACUCCCUGUGUGAAGGAAUCGACUUUGACAGCAGCGAAGAAACUAGUGGCUGUGUCCGCUUCUGAGUGAAGGUUGGAUCCUCAUCCGCUUUUCUUCACACCUUCUCUGGUCUUUUAUGAGUCAAAACAAUGGAGGGCGUUGUUCCUUUUAAUUUUUUACCACAUUAUAGAUAAUAUCAAGAUUACACGGAACAGAAGGGUUCCCGCUCGAGAUAUGAACAUGUGAGCGCAAAAUAACACGUUGCUGUUCAUCUCAAGCACUCUGUCUUUAUGCAUGUUGAGACUGAAAACCCUUAUCACUGAUGUACAGUAGUGCAUGUGCAUCAAAUGAAAAUAGUCAACCAAAACAUGCUGCACUUGACAGCUUUGGUGCCAUUUUCUGUGUAAAUACAGCAAUGUCUUAGUAAAUGUCAUAUAUAUAUCGCUAGAAAUAAGCUUCUCCAUAUAACACAGAAUGUUAUAAAUAAGCUGUUUUCACAAUAGGAAAAUAUAGAUGACAUAGAAAUAUUUUUGCAACGAAAACCUAUGUGUAUGCUGCACAAGCAUUCUGUACUAGGGAUUCUUACUGGAAGGACAUCAUAAAUUACAUCUGACCUGGAGAGAAUGUAGUCAAAUAAAUAAAGGAAUUUUAA